This is a messenger RNA of Closterium sp. NIES-67, 1057 nucleotides long. The record is from the annotation of a GenBank genome assembly. Lineage: Eukaryota; Viridiplantae; Streptophyta; Zygnematophyceae; Desmidiales; Closteriaceae.
UUUGUGGCGACGGUGGGGUUGGACAGCGAGGCAUCGCGAAGGUGCUCGAAAGUCAUCCCCGAGGGGCCUGCCCCAACUCCAUUUUCGGAGCGAGAGAGCAGCUUCGCGAACGUAGCGAAAUCGACUGUCGGUGGCCUGCAGUUUUCGUCGAGCCGUGGCCAGGUGAGGUUUUCGACAAGCGGAGGGGGGUGUUUUGACUUCAGCACGUCCAGGACCGUGGGGGUGGACUUGCUGACUGGGGUCGAAGUCAACGCGAGCAGUGCCCGUCGCAAACUGCCUCGUCGUACCAAGCCCUCGGCGCGGGAUAUUUUCCCGAGAGUGUCAGCGCGGGAGCGUUCUGCCGAUUUGGAGAGUACUGGGGACAGCAAGUCGCCCCAAGGUCGGGCGAGUCCUCCAGCGCCGUCGAGCCGGGAUUGGGAGCGCGGGCUCCUCGGCCCCUCGACGGCUCGCCGACAGACUCCCGAGCGGAUGCGGGGGCAGUCGCGGGGCAGGACUGCCGCGCCCCCGAGACACGAGGAGAAAUCCCCCGAGCGCGCCGUGGAGAUUGGACGUGAACCAGUGGCGCGUGGCGAGGUGCAGCGGUCACCACGCCAGCAGCAUCCCGCCCGCCGAGGAACGCCUCAGCGCCGCCCACAGGCGGGGCCUGGGCAGCAGCGCCGGACUCCGCAGGCGCCGCGCGGGCGUUCGGGCCAGCGCGUCGGCUGGAGGGCUGGCGGGGGGAGUAACCGUGGGUCCGCGGCGGAGAGGCGCCUAGGGCGGGCCGCGGCGACUCUCGAGGGCUUGUUCCGCAGUGUCGCCCAACCCCAGCAGGCUCUGGCGUAUUCUCCGCAGCUUCUGGCGCCCCAGCAGUACCAGCAGGCGCACUUGCCGCCCUGAGCCCGUGCAAGAUGCCUCACGAUCCGCUCCAGCGCUGCGCGAUGGCUGCAGCUGAUCUGGCUGUCGUGUCCACGCGAGUGCAGCCUGUGCCCGCCUCGGGAACCGUGUUGGACCCGCGCCUGCUCGCCGUGAUGCGGACAGUAUCGGCGAGCGUAGACUCGGCUGCAGCUGUAGACAUCGU